AUGUAUAGGGCUCUUGAAUGGACUAGUGAGAUGGAUUCCGAUCAAAAUCUCAAAGAUGCUAGAAUAUUUGAAAAAAAGGAAUCAUACUAUGAACAUCAUUCUAGUUAUUAUCAACCACCAAACUUUCAAGUUACAUUAGAUGCAGAUGCAAAAGCUUUAACAAUCGAUAAUUCCAAACCUGGAAUGUAUGUCACUGCAAGAAAUCUAACAGUUCAAGUUGAUGAUGAAAAAACAAAAGCUCCAAAAGCUAUUUUAAAAGAUUUAAAUUUCUUUUUAAAACCAGGAACAUUAACAUUAUUAUUAGGAACACCAGGAUGUGGAAAGACAACUUUGAUGAAAACAUUGGCAAAUCAAAAUCAUAAUGAAACCAUUUCAGGAACACUUAGAUUUAAUGGUAAACCUGCAAAUGAUUUAACUCAUCAUAGAGAUGUUUGUUAUGUAGUUCAAGAGGAUCUUCACAUGCCAUCAUUGUCUGUAAAGGAAACAUUACAAUUUUCAGCAGACCUACAAAUGAAUGAAAAAACAACCAAAGAUGAGAAAAAGAAACAUAUCGAUCAGUUGUUACAAAUUUUGCAAUUAGAAAAACAAGCAGAUACAGUGGUUGGAAAUCAAUUCUUGCGUGGUAUUUCUGGUGGUCAAAAGAAACGUGUCACUAUUGGUGUAGAAAUGGUAAAAUCAGAAGCCAAACUAUACUUGAUGGAUGAAAUUUCAACUGGUCUUGAUAGUUGUACAACAUUGGAAAUUGUAAAAGCAUUAAAAGAAAAGGUUCAAAGAGACAACAUUGCUUGUAUUGUAAGUCUACUUCAACCUGGUUCAGAAAUUACAAAAUUAUUUGAUUUUCUUAUGAUCCUAUCUGCCGGUCAUAUGGUUUAUUUUGGUCCAAAUUCUUCUGCAAUCAAAUAUUUUGAAUCAUAUGGAUUUAAAUUACCAUUACAACAUAAUCCAGCAGAAUUUUAUCAAGAGAUUGUUGAUGAACCAGAAUUAUAUUAUCCAGAUAGUAAGAAAAAGAGAGAAAAGAGUGUAGCAGAACAAUGGUUCAUGUCAAUGGCCAUUAUCAACACUGAAAACUCGGUUCGAUUUGAAGAUGCAGCAGCAGAUGAAGAUGAUGAUGUACCGCUAAGGGGUACAUUUGAAUUUGCAGAGACAUACAAGGAAUCAUCAAUAUGUAGAUAUAUACUUGCAGAACUUGAUAAUCGUCAACCACAAGUCAAUCAAACACUGUAUCGUGACAGUUCACACUUGACAGAAUACCCAACAUCGAUUGCAAGACAAAUCUAUCUAGUCACCAAACAAGAAUUUACCAUGAUGAAAUCAAAUCCUGCUCUUAUUCGUACAAGAUUGAUUAGUCAUUUGGUAAUGGGACUGAUCCUUGGAUCAUUGUAUUGGCAAUUAAGUACCUAUCAAACAGAUGGACAAAAUCGUAGUGGUUUAUUGUUUUUUGCUCUUACCUUUAUCAUUUAUGGUGGGUUUGCAGCAAUACCAGUAUUGUUUGAGUCACGUGACAUUUUCUAUAUUCAACGUGACGGUCGGUACUAUACAUCAUUGUCAUUCUUUUUGUCAAAACUUAUUGCCAUCACACCGCUGUCGUUUAUCGAGAGCUUUAUCUUUUCAGUCUUGGUCUAUUGGAUGUGUGGACUUCAAAAGGAUGCAGGCAAGUUUAUCUAUUUCGUACUGAUGAUCUUUGCCACCAACAUGCAAACACAAACCUUUUUCCGAAUGAUUUCUACCUUUUGUCCAAGUGCCAUCAUUGCUGCUAUCGUCGGACCUGGUAUCAUUGCCCCACUCAUCUUAUUCUCUGGCUACAUGAUUGCACCGAAAAACAUUCCAGGAUGGUGGAUCUAUUUGUAUUGGAUUUCACCUAUUCAUUAUGAAUUUGAAGGUCUCAUGUCAAACGAACACCAUGGUCUUGCCUAUCACUGUGCACCACAUGAAAUGGUACCACCACUUGCCCAUCCACUACUCAAUCAAACCUUUGAAAUGGGAGGAUUCCAAGGUAACCAAGUAUGCCCAUUGACUGGUGGCGACCAAUUCCUAAACGAUCUGGGUAUGCCACAAAACGACUGGUUCAAAUGGAUUGACCUAUUGAUUGUAUUUGGUUUUUGUUUUGUAUGUUCUGCCAUUAUGUAUCUUUGCAUGGAUCGUCUUCACUUUAAUUCCAAAGUACGUGCUUCAGAUUCUGUCGAUCGUAAACGUGUAGGUCGUCUACAACGUCAACGUAAUCAAUUUGAACAGAAAAAAGCUUAUCGUCAAUCGGUUCAAGUCUACCAAACACAAGUCGAACUUUGUCAUCAAUUACAUAAACGUGGUACACUUGAUCAAGGUCGUUUGGAACAACUCAUCGUUCAACAAGAACAAGUCAAUAGAGAUUAUAAAAAUGCAACUCAAAUUAAAUUAAAAGUUGAAGAACCAAAAGAAGUUCCAAGAUUUAGAGCCAGUAGUGAAAGCAGCGAAAAUAGAUUAGUUGGAUGUUAUGUUCAAUGGAAAAAUCUAAGUUAUGAAGUUGAUAUUAAAAAAGAUGGAAAAAAACAAAGACUUAGGCUGUUGGAUAAUAUUAAUGGUUUUGUUAAACCUGGUAUGCUAUUGGCGCUGAUGGGUCCAAGUGGAGCUGGAAAGAGUACAUUAUUAGAUGUAUUGGCAAAUAGAAAGACUGGUGGUCAUAUUAAAGGUGAAAUUUUAAUCAAUGGUAAACCAAGAGAUGAAUAUUUUAAAAGAAUAUCUGGUUAUGUAGAACAAUUUGAUGUACUUCCACCAACUCAGACGGUUCGUGAAGCCAUUCAAUUUUCUGCUCGUACAAGAUUACCUGCUCACAAGACUGAUCAAAAGAAAAUGAGAUUUGUUGAAAGUAUAUUGGAUGCUUUAAAUCUUUUGAAAAUUGCAAAUCGCUCAAUUGGAUUACAAGAUGGUCUGUCAUUGGCUCAACGUAAACGUAUCAAUAUUGGUAUUGAAUUGGCUGCGGAUCCACAAUUACUUUUCCUCGAUGAACCUACUAGUGGUCUAGAUUGUAGUGGAGCCUUGAAGGUUAUGAAAUUAAUCAAAAGAAUUUCAAAUUCUGGUAGAAGUGUCAUUUGUACUAUUCAUCAACCUUCAACCCUUAUUUUUAAACAAUUUGAUCAUUUAUUGUUACUGAAAAAGGGAGGUGAAACUGUAUACUUUGGUCAAACUGGUGAAAAUAGUAAAACUGUCCUAAACUAUUUUGCAAGAUAUGGUUUAAUUUGUGAUUCUUUAAAAAAUCCUGCCGAUUUUAUUUUAGAAGUUACAGAUGAAUCAGUUUUAAAAUUAAAACUUGAUGAAAUUAAAUUGGAAAAUGAAAAAGAAAAGGAAAUUGAAAAAAUUGAAAUGGAAAUUGAAAUGGAUCAAGGAAAAAUAGAAAAACCAAAUAUUAUCAUUUCUUUACCACCAAAUGAAAUGAUUCCAAUUUCCCCAACAAUCUUAUCAAAUAGUAGUAAUAAUAGUGAUAAUAAUAAUAGUAUUGGUAGUAGUAGUAAUAUUAGUAGUUUAGAAGAUGAACAACAAGAAAUUGCAACAAAAGAAAUUUUAAAUAUUAUUUCAACAAUUAAUGAUAGUUGUGAAGAUGAUGAAGAAGAAGUAGAAAAGAAUAUCACUAUAGAUAAUAAUAAUAAUAAUUCUUCAUUAUCGGAAUUAAAAAUUAAUUCAGAGACAACAAAUGAAAUGAUAAAAUUAAAUGACAAUGCAGAGAAAUCAUUUAAAAUGUUGGUAUUUAAAUUGGAUCAAGAAGAGGAAAAGAAAAAGAGAACCUUGUCAAAGAGAACUUUUACAAAUCCAUACUUUUUUGGACCAACAAUGACAUUGGAAGAUUAUCAUCCAGUUAGAUCAUUUUUAGAAUCUGAUAGUAAUAAGGAAUUGUUGGAAAUUAUUGAUGGCAAUCUGAUGCCAGAUGAUGUUGUAGUACAAAAAUAUGAUCAAAUCUUUGCAAGUACAAUGAAAAUUCAAUUUACUCAAUUAUUGAUUCGAUCAUGGCUUGGAUUGGUACGUCGUAGAACAUUUAUCUUUUCAAGAAUUGGUAGAUGUUUUUUGGUUGGUAUUGUGUUUGGUACACUUUUCCUUCAAAUGGAAUUAAAUCAAACUGGUAUUUAUAAUAGAAGUUCAUUGUUGUACUUUUCAUUGAUGCUUGGUGGUAUGAUUGGUUUGGGUAUCAUUCCCAUUGUUACAACUGAACGUGGUGUAUUUUAUCGUGAAAAUGCAAGUGGAAUGUAUAGGGUUUGGAUUUAUCUCUUUACAUUUAUCAUUACAGAUAUUCCUUGGAUCUUUUUAUCUGCUUUGGCAUAUACCAUCCCAACCUAUUUCUUGGCUGGUUUUACUCUUCAACCAAAUGGUCAACCAUUCUUUUAUAAUUUAUUACUCAUCUUUACUGCCUAUCUAAACUUUUCUCUAUUUUGUACUUUCCUUGGUUGUUUAUUACCUGAUGCUGAUGCUGUUGGUGGUGCUGUAAUAUCCGUAUUAUCACUUUAUGCUGGUUUCUUAAUUUUACCUGGUUCAAUUCCAAAAGGUUGGAAAUGGUUUUAUCAUUUAGAUUUUUUAAAAUAUCAUUUAGAAUCAUUAAUGAUUAAUGAAUUUAAAGAUUUAGAAUUUACAUGUCCAGAUAACAAAGGGGCAGUACCAAUAUUGGUUGAUCCAAUUUUAAUGAAAAUUCAAUAUUUCUGUCCAACACCACUUGGUCAAUAUGAAUUGGAUCGUUUACAAUUAAAUACCGAAAAUGAAUACCUAAAUCUUGCUGUAAUAUUUUCAUUUUCAAUCUUUUUUAUCAUUUCAAUUUAUUUUACUCUUAGAUUUAUUAAACAUCAAAUUAAAUAA
Messenger RNA from Cavenderia fasciculata, 4812 nucleotides. It is a transcript of the gene abcG15, whose product is annotated as ABC transporter G family protein. The record is from RefSeq and is a predicted model, not a curated record. Gene Ontology annotation, cellular component: membrane. The coding region runs from base 1 to 4812 and encodes 1603 amino acids. The transcript is spliced from 5 exons. Gene Ontology annotation, biological process: sorocarp morphogenesis; aggregation involved in sorocarp development. NCBI's taxonomy places the organism in Eukaryota, Evosea, Eumycetozoa, Acytosteliales, Cavenderiaceae. Gene Ontology annotation, molecular function: ABC-type transporter activity; ATP binding; ATP hydrolysis activity.